AGUGUUGAAAAUUUCUUUUGUUGCCUGGGGUCCAAGGAGAAGAGGAGAGUGGCAAGCGCAGUGGAUGAACAACAACAACAAGAACAGCAAACACAUUAUCAACUGUCAUCCGCUCUCUUUCUUACAUCUCUCUCUCUCUCUCUCUCUCUCUGUCUCUGCGGAGAGAGACACACGCACACAGCUGCUUACGCUUAGGCAUUUGCAUUUGCAUUUAACUAACACCAAAAAUAAGACAAAUCAUUAAACACACAUAGAGAAACACGCCCACUUACACAUACAUACGCAUAACACAUAUAUACAUACUUACCAUGGCAGACUUAAUGCGUUUGGGCUUGGGUAAUGUGGACGUUGUCAUUCAGAAAGAUAAACUUGGUUCGCCAACCGGCGGCUCGGAUGACGGCAAUUUGGCUGCUCUGGGCGGUAUAAGCAGUCUGGGCGCCAUGAUGGCAGCUGGUGGCAUUGACUUGGCCGAUUUGGCCCAGGAAUUGGAUCAGGAUGAGUUCGAUGGUCCGCAUAUGUUGAAUGGCGAACGUCCGGCAAUUAUUGCACCGCCGGAAAGUGAAUGGUAUCAUGGACGUUUGGAUCGUUAUUCGGCAGAGUCUCGUUUACGUGGAAGUGGCAAACUGGGCAGUUAUUUGGUUCGGGAAAGUGAUCGCAAGCCAGGCUCCUAUGUUCUAAGCUAUUACGGACGCACUGGCAUCAAUCAUUUUCGAAUUACGGCCGUUUGCGGUGACUUUUAUAUUGGCGGUCGUCAGUUUAUAUCGCUGAGCGAUCUCGUUGGCUACUACACUUCAUGCAGUGAUCUACUGAAGCGUGAGCGUCUGGUCAUACCAGUGGCCCCACCGGAGCCGGUAAAUGACAAGAAGCGCGUUGUGGCCAUUUUGCCGUAUACGAAAAUGCCCGAAACCGAUGAGCUGAGUUUCCAAAAGGGUGACAUCUUUUUUGUGCACAACGACAUGGGUGAUGGCUGGCUUUGGGUCACUGCACAUCGAACUGGUGAACAGGGAAUGAUUUUCCGUGAACUCGUUGACGAUCUCGAUGUGUCAAUUGAUCCAAAUACAGUGUUCCCUUGGUUCCAUCCCAAUUGCACCAAGAACGAGGCGGUCGAUAUGCUUGUCAAGGCUGGUCCUGGCAGUUUUUUGGUGCGACCCAGUGACAAUUCACCCGGUGACUACUCUCUAUUCUUUCAUAUUAACAAUCAAAUCCAGCGUUUUCGCAUAGAGAAGAAGGGUGUGCGCUAUCUGAUGGGCGGGCGGACCUUCGAAUGUCUGGACGCGGUGAUCAAUCGGUAUCGCAAAGAGCAGAUUGUCGAAGGACAUUCGCUAAAUCAUCCAGUGGUGAAUGGCACUCAACCAGAAUUCAGUCAACAGUAUGUUGUGGAGAAGGCCGCCGAAAAGAUUUAUGCCACGCUGCGCGAAUGCCGCGAUCAGAUCGGUCUGAAGAAAAUCAAGGGCAUCAAACACCAUGGCCAGCUGAAUAAGAAGUCAGACAAAACAACCAAAUGGAAGCAAUUGUAUUUUGCUCUCAUCAACGAUGGCACCGAGACCCAACUCUGUUUCUAUGACAAUCCCAAAAAGACUAAGCCCAAGGGCCUUAUCGAUUUGUCCUGUGCGUAUCUCUACCAGUGCCAUGAUUCGCUCUGGGAGCGACCCUAUUGCUUUCAAAUUGUCGAACGGGCUCUGCCCUGCCUGGCCACGGUCACGUAUCUGUGUGCGCCCAGUCAGGAGAGCUAUGUGGAAUGGAUAAAUGCAUUGAAAGCGCAAUGCGAUUCACAACUGAGCCGCGCACAAAAGAAGGUAUCGCGUCUGCGUGAGCUACGAUGCCUCAAUCUUCAUGUCCUGGAGGCACAUCGCCUGCCAUUCAAACUUGUGCCACAUCCCUACUGUAGUAUCUCGCUUAACCAAGUCAAAGUGGGCAAAACGCGUGUCAAGAUACCACCAGAGCCCGUUUGGGAGGAGGAGUUUGUCCUGGAUGAUGUUCCACCCGAUGUAGUCUCCCUUACCAUCACACUGGUGUCACGCGGCAAACGUGGCAAGGAUUCGGAGGUCGCUGAACUAACCAUCGAUCUAGCCAGUCUUAAGAAUGGCCAGGAGACGGAGGGUUGGUACCAGCUCACCGGCAUGACGCCCAUGGGCGAGUGGGGCUCUUUACGUUUGCGUAUGCGCUAUCUUGAUGAUCUGAUAAUGCCCUGCGAAGAGUACAGCCCCUUGCAGCAGUUGCUCCUCGAGCCCGAAUUGUAUGCGGUGAAGGCUCUGGCCGAACUCUGUCACAACGAUCGCGUGCCCUUGGCUACGGCCUUGUUACGUGUAUUCCGGCAUGAGAAGCGCGAAACGGAAUUGAUACGCAUUUUGUGUCAGGCUGAGGUGGCGCGCGAAAAUGAGACUACUACGCUAUUCCGUGGAGCCUCACUGGCGACCACUUUGAUGGAUUUGUAUAUGCGCACCGAAUGCACCGGCUUCCUUCAGUCGGCGGUGAGUGAGACAGUGCAGCGUAUUCUGGAGAGCAAACAGUCGGCAGAACUGAAUCCCACAAAAAUGGAUGUCAACGAUGAUGCCUGCACAAAUGCUGAAUUCCUGCUGCAAAUUCUCGAUCUCGUCACUCAAUCGAUAUUCACAUCCCCGGACGCCUGUCCGCGUAAUGUACGCUAUAUUUGCAAUUGCCUUCAGAAGGCGGUGGUCGCCAAAUGGCCAACGGAGCGUCUGGUGCGUACUAGGGUCGUUUCUGGUUUCAUAUUCCUGCGUCUGCUCUGCCCGGCAUUGCUGAAUCCACGCCAGUUUGGCCUAGUCAGUGAGACGCCUCCAACGGCUGCCACACGUUCGCUAAUUAUGGUCGCCAAAUGCCUCCAGAAUCUGGCCAAUCUAAUUGAAUUUGGCGGAAAGGAGCAAUACAUGGAGGUGGUAAAUCCUUUUAUACUCAAAAAUAAGGAGCGCAUGAUUGUAUUCUUGGAUCAAUUGUCGUUAGUUUCGGAUCCGAAUCCACCGCUGGGCAUGUUUGUCGAGCAGAAUCCCAAUCAUAAUGCACAGGACACGGGACGUGAAUUGGCCACACUGCAUCAUAUCUGCGUAUCAUAUUUGCCAGAGCUGCAGGAAUUAUCGCAUAUAAUUUCGAUCAAGAAACUUGUCACUGUCACCGAUAUGUUGACCAAGCAUAAAUUGAAAUACCGUGAAAUGAUCAGCUAAAGCUAAUGAAAAUGAGCGAGUGAGAUACAGAUGUAACAGCACAGGCCGGACACACACAAACACACACACACACAAUAGUCAGUUUAUAUACAUACAUAUAUAGAUAUUUGUAUUACGAUUAGUAUAUAAUAUUAUACCAUUGGAACCAUUUCUGGAACCAUAACCAAUUAUCAACAUA
Molecule: messenger RNA, 3357 nt
Organism: Drosophila willistoni
Lineage: Eukaryota; Metazoa; Arthropoda; Insecta; Diptera; Drosophilidae
Gene: vap
Product: ras GTPase-activating protein 1
Exons: 9
Coding region: 309-3179 (956 amino acids)
Biological process (GO): regulation of GTPase activity
Molecular function (GO): protein binding
Source: RefSeq, a predicted model, not a curated record